AUGACACAACACAGAUAUAAUUCUGAGUCUGGUUGCUAUUUGGAUCUUAUGUUCUUGCACUAUGGAGAACUGGUCGGAACGUACCCAUGGUUUUUCCUGAUCGCGCCAAUAGUUCUCACAGUCAUAUUGUGCUUCGGCGUUUUCCGCAUGAAAGUAGUCGACGACAUGAGGGAACUGUACUCGCCACCGGGGUCGCCUUCCAUCGAAGAGCAUCGGAUCGUAAGCGCUUUUUCUGCACAGAAUAACAGCGACAACUCAGCUCUGUUCAUCAUAAUAACACAGCAAAACCGUGGCGAUCUGAUGACAAGAUCCAACAUCGACAUCAUUACAAGCAUUAACAACCAUAUUUUGAAUAAUCUAACUAUCGAUCUAGAUGGAAAGCGGCAAAACUUUGCUGAAGCUUACUGCGCGAAAAUGUCCAGAUGUGGCGAAAGCAAUCAGGCGAUUCAGCUGCUAGCUGAUGUGUUCUUUAACCCGAAGUACAUGUCCAGAUCAGAUGUUAAUAUAUCUUAUCCUGUUUCAAAAGUGUUCGAUAACUACAUAUAUCUUGGAGGAACACUUGGAGGGGUAGAACUCGUUCACCUCAUUUAUACGUACCCAACAUACGGUCUUAAAGGCGUAGAAACUGCAUUUGAGAUGAGUGUUGAAGAGUACCUUAGGGAGGUUAAGUCAGAGCAUGAAAAUCUGGAAUUCGAUCUAUUCAGCAGCAACAUAUUGAAAAAUGAAGUUGCUAGAACGACGCUUUACGCCUUGCCGUACUUUCCGAUCAGCAUCGGCUUAAUUGGCUUGAGCAACAGUCUAUUCUCAAUCGGCGCGUCGAUCGGUCUUAUGUGUCUCAUUGGAGUUCCAUAUAACAAUACAGUGACCGUUGUGCCAUUUAUAACGUUAGCACUUGCUGUUGACGACAGCUUCAUCAUGCUAGCUGCUUGGCAGCACACGGAUAUGAAGUUAUCACCUAGAAAGCGAAUGGGAUUGACUCUGAAAGAGUCCGGGGCGGCGAUCACGAUGACCUUCUUGACAGAUGUGUUCGCGUUCAUUAUCGGAGCGUUUUCUUCGACUCCGGCAAUAUCGGCGUUUUCCUAUUACACAGUCGGAUCGCUGGUUUUCGACUAUUUGUAUCAGCUGACGUUUUUCUGCGGUGCGACCGUGCUCGGUGGAGUCCGCGAGGCGAAUAAGCGUCACUCGAUACUCUUUUGGCUGCCGACCUGCGAGAAAACCAGAAACAUUAGUCCUGUGCAUUACCACCUGCGGAAAUUGUUCCCGAAAUUACUCACCUACCUACCUUCGAAAUGUAUCAUUAUGCUCAUUUACGUUGUCUACUUGGCGUUUUCAUUUUAUGGGUGUUGCAUAAUUGACAUUGAUUUAAGACCGAGUCACUUGCUUGUCAAGUCGUCUCCGCUGCAACAGUACAUCGCACUGGCCGAAAAGUACGUUUUCGCACAGGGUUUCAUUGCGACAGUUUAUGUACAGAAGACGCCGGAUUUGCGCAAUGAAACGCAAAUCACACAGUUUAUGACGUUCGUCCAUGAACUGGAAUCAACUCCGUUUUCAGUUGGCAAAAUGUCGACCGCGUUGUGGCUGAACGAAUUCUUGAAUUAUCUCAGUUUUCUGGAGACUGACGUGUCAGAAACUUUCCUGUACCUCAAUGACUUUUUUGAGAUGUCCAGCAAUUUCCACUGGCAAUCGUGCGUGUUCCGCGACGGUGAAGACGGAAACGUUUCGAAGUUCUGUUUUAUGACCGGCUUCAAGGUGGCCGAGUGGCGAGAGCGCGCCGACAUGGUUCAGGCGUGGCGUCGCGUGCUCGCAAAGUACCCGCAGUACGAAGCGGUCGUCUAUGAGGAGUACAACUUUUUGGCUGAUCAGAUCCUAACCAUCAAAUCGACUACGUUGCAGGAGGUGGGCAUCGCGUUCAUUUGCAUGUGCUUAGUGUGCGCGUUUUUCAUGCAGAAGCUGGAUAUCUUUUUCUGGGUACUGUGGAGUCUGUUCUCGAUGGACAUGGGCGUGAUUGGCCUGCUCUCUUGGAGCGGCAUCAAUCUAGAUCCUACCGUAAUCGUGUCAAUCCUGAUGAGCAUUGGACUGACAAUUGACUUCACCGUACACAUCGGCUACCACUACUACAAGAUCGGCGUCAACGGCAACUACCACAAGCUACUCGAACUAUUCGACGUCGCCGGCUGGCCGCUGAUCGAAGGGGGCAUCUGCACUCUGCUAGCGAUGAUAGCUCUCCUCUUCGUGCCGUGCUAUGUCACGUCUGUGUUUUUUAGAACUAUAUUUUUCGUGGUGGCGAUAGGCCUUUUUCAUGGUUUAAUCAUUUUGCCCAUUUUGUUCUCAUUUACGCUGCAGAGGUACAAGCAUGAAUGA
This is a messenger RNA of Soboliphyme baturini, 2361 nucleotides long. NCBI's taxonomy places the organism in Eukaryota, Metazoa, Nematoda, Enoplea, Dioctophymatida, Soboliphymatidae. The record is from the annotation of a GenBank genome assembly.